UGAAGCUAGCACCAGCCAGACCCCUACCGCCAUCAGCAAGUCCAAAACCUGGCCCGGCUUCUCAAGAAGAUGCGAGACUUGAGCUCAAGUUGCAGGCACAGUCAAUAGCCAUGAUCCAUACCAGCUUCAAGACACAACAAGAUCAAGAAAUUGGAGCAUUUAAUCCAAUUGAAGAGCUACAGACCUCAUCCUCGUCUUCCUCCUCACUUGUAGAAUAGGAGCACUUUCUGUCUUGUCAUCAGAAGGCGAAAUUCUAUGCGGAAAUUCAAAAACGUCGUCGUUUAGUUCAUCCAUGGCAGAGAUGUAGGGAUUUCGCCGGAGAAUUUGGGGAUUCCGUAACGUGAUUUCAGAAGCUUUAGAGAAUUCAAUUUAUUGUUAAUUUCUGUUGGUCUUGUCAUUUUUUAUUAAUAUUCAACAAAAAUAAUCCGACCAUCGAAUUAUCAUGCAAAUAAAUGUUAAUUGAUUCCAAUUUUAAAGAUAUUUAUUCAUAAUUAGAGACACAAAACAAAUUUAAUCACUUUUGUUGUUCAAAUUUAAAACACAAAAUAUGAUUACUUAAUUUUUUGUAUGUGUAUGCCUUACCCAAAAAAAGGAACAGUGAAGCAGGGAAUUUAACGGCUUUUUGGUGGGAAAAAAGAAAUUCCAGAUUAAGAAGGGGUUAUGCAAACCGCUGCCAAUUCCUUCUCCUUUUCUCGCUAACUUUCCCUCUCUUGAUUAAUCCUUUUCCUGCCUUAGUAUUAUAGUAGACAAGAAGUAGGAAGAAGGCGGAUACUCUUUCCAUAUCUUUACUGAAGGGGGAAAUCUCGGGAAUUCGUGAAAACCUCUGAUUCCAGGGAGGAUAACGCAUUAGGGAGAGUAUGUCCAGAUUUUUCAAGCCGUCUGUGGACAAUAGUGAGUAUUGGGAAGUGAAGCUCGGGCACCAUCAAUGGGGGGAGUUCUCUAUGGCGGCUAUUAAAUCCAAUCUCGUAGUGGAAGGCCAUAGCCAGCUUGAGUCGGGGUCAAUGAGGUUGCAUCCAUCAGGCCAUUAUGGUACAUUCGUUGGACUCUACGACGGUCAGGGUGGACCUGAUGCUUCUGAGUUUAUAAGAGACCAUCUGUUUGAAAUUGUGAAAAGAUUAACGUCCCAUGUUGGAGAAAUGUCAGGUGGUGUUCUUGAUUUAUCAUUUUUGGCCUUAGAUCAACAGUAUCUUCAGUUAGUUAAGAAGCAAAGGGAAGCUUGGCCAAAUUUAUUGUCUGCACGGUCGAGCUGUUUGGUGGGCGUCGUAAUCGGAGGACGGGUAUACGUUGCCAAUUCCGGAGAUUCUAGGGCGGUCUUGGGGCGACUGCCUAGGCCCAAAAGACGCGUCCCAUUGGUCCUGAAGAGAUUGGCUAGGAACAAACGACAUGUCCAAGCCAUCACGUUAUCAACUGACCAAAACGCAAAUCUGCCAUCUGUCCAGCAGGAGGUAAAAACGCUGCAUCAGCUCGAUCACAGUAUCCUCCGAUACAAUGAUUACUCCUGGCGUGUCAAGGACCUCAUUCCGACUACAAGAUCAAUCAGUGAUGCUUACCUGAAUAGCUCGGAGUUCAACAGACGGCCUAAUUUGCCUGAAAGAUCUAGGGUGGGACCACCAUUUAACAAGCCGAUCAUUUUGAAGGAACCGACCCUAGUCAACCAUGAACUUCUUCCUGGGGAUGAAUUCAUUAUAUUUGCUUCACCUUGGCUAUGGAAACACCUUAGCAGUGAAGCAGCAGUUGAUACGGUGAAAAAUUCGUCGCGAAAGGGAAUCGCAAUGAAGCUAUUAAAAAAAGCAUUGAAGAAAGGAGCAUGGGAUGAUCAUAGGUUGACAUAUAAGAAGCUGAAGAAACUCAACAUUACGGAGAGGAGAUCAAUCCAUGAUGACAUCUCCGUUGUUGUUAUCUUCCUGGAUCACAAAUUGAUGAGAGGCGGCAUAUGCAACCAUCUCUCCGCAAUAUCUUAUGAAGCUAGCAGCAGCCAGCCCCGUACUGGUACUGAUGGAGAUAGCAGCAGCAGUACCGAUGGAGCGAGACAGCCCCAUACUGGUGAAGCUAGCACCAGCCAGCAACAUAGAGGUGAAGCUAGCACCAGCAAACUCCAUACUGGUGAAGCAAGCACCAGCCAACCCCAUACUGAUGGAGAUAGCAGCAGCAGUACCGAUGGAGCUAGAGGGAGCCAGCCCCAUACUGGUGAAGGUAGCGGGAUCCAGAUCCAUAUUGGUGAAGCUAGCACCAGCCAGCCCCCUACCGCCAUCAGCAAGUCCAAAACCUAUCCCGGCUUCUCACGAAGAUACGAGACUUGAUCUCAAGGUAGUCUAAAUGUUAGGAAAUCACUAUUGAAUUGGCAUUUUUCUUUCCUCAAACUUGAUAGAAUAAUAGUACAUGUUAAUGAUUAUGCCAGAAAUAUGCAUAGCUGACUGGCAUAUGAAACAGAGUAUAUGCUGAUCUAUCAUCAUAUGGAUUUUCUGUUUCUUUUGAUCCAUCCUUAUUGAUAUAGUACAUGUUAGUGAUUAUACCAGGAAGAUGCAUAACUGGUUCAUAGGAAAUUCUGGUAUAAUUUUUUUUUUUUUUUUUGUAAUAGUUACUAUACAACUUACUGCUCUAUAAUCAUAUGGAUUUUCUGAUC
Salvia splendens (bonfire salvia) is the source of this 2623-nucleotide messenger RNA. Its product is annotated as probable protein phosphatase 2C 38. Gene Ontology annotation, biological process: protein dephosphorylation. The transcript has 7 exons. The record is from RefSeq and is a predicted model, not a curated record. Lineage: Eukaryota; Viridiplantae; Streptophyta; Magnoliopsida; Lamiales; Lamiaceae. Gene Ontology annotation, molecular function: protein serine/threonine phosphatase activity. The coding region runs from base 858 to 2300 and encodes 480 amino acids.